This is a messenger RNA of Rosa chinensis, 703 nucleotides long. RefSeq lists its product as uncharacterized. The record is from RefSeq and is a predicted model, not a curated record. Bases 104 to 661 code for a protein of 185 amino acids. Lineage: Eukaryota; Viridiplantae; Streptophyta; Magnoliopsida; Rosales; Rosaceae. The transcript is spliced from 7 exons.
GCCACGUUGUGCGCCAUGAGUCACUACUUUCCCUUGUUAAUACUCUCAUCUUCUUCUUUGCUGGACUCUGAAACUCAGAGUGACAGGUCGUAUCAGAUCGACCAUGAAAAAAAAUCCAGAAGCACAAGAGACAGUGGAUGAGACGAGAGAAGCGUGCUGCAAAGGCGCAUGCGAAUCAAGUUCAAGAAAGCGUCUUGCUGAUGACAUAAUUCCUCACAUUCUCAAUCUAUAUGGGUCUCGUGCAACACCUUCCGACUUUGAAAUUUAUGCUCCAAAUGCUUCAUUUGAGGACCCACUGAUGCGGGCUCAAGGGUUGAAGCAGAUCAAGUCAGCAUUUUAUUCACUAUCCAAGGUUUUCAGUGAAUCAAGAAUUGUGGAAUACAACAUCCAAGAAAAUAUGCUUUCUCCCGAAAAUCAUGAGAUAUUGAUCGAUAACAAACAAUACUACAAAUUCUUUGGAAGAGACAUAAAUGUGACGUCACUCAUCAAGUUGUAUGCCUUGGAAGGAAAAAUUGUUCGUCACGAAGAUUGGUGGGAGAAGAAGCCUCUUUUGAACAGAGAAACAGUUAAAUUACCGCUGAUGGGCCGAAUUAUGGAACUGAGUCGUAGAGGUUCAAUGCUGGCAACUCAUGUUAUGAUGGGGUUUGGGAAGGACCCAUAACAUAUAUAUAUAUAUAUAUAUAUAUAUAUAUAUAUAUAUAUA